Pantherophis guttatus is the source of this 3888-nucleotide messenger RNA. RefSeq names its product FA complementation group B (gene FANCB). Gene Ontology annotation, biological process: interstrand cross-link repair; replication-born double-strand break repair via sister chromatid exchange; negative regulation of double-strand break repair via homologous recombination. Gene Ontology annotation, cellular component: Fanconi anaemia nuclear complex. NCBI's taxonomy places the organism in Eukaryota, Metazoa, Chordata, Lepidosauria, Squamata, Colubridae. The record is from RefSeq and is a predicted model, not a curated record.
UAAUUGGUUGCGUUGGCGUCUCCUCAGGGAAUUGGCGUCUUGACGCUCUACAAUUUGCGAAACAGGAAACAGCCAAGAAUCAGGCCCUUUCAAUCCGCCCCUUGGGUGGCGGGCUCUGAUGGAUGGCAGAGUGGUUUCGGGUUUCGGGUUUCGAGAAGGUCGGCGCAAAGCCUUACUACAUUGCCUAUGAAAGGGAUGAACGCACGAUGGUGAAAAAGUAAUUGCGUGAAUUGACAACUAAAAAAAAAUCAGAAAAUGGAUUUUUACUGGUCUCCUAAUAAUUUGAUCUACAAUCCUCUGAAGUUGAUUUAAAAAUGUUCUCUGGAUCAAAAAUUACAGAAGAAUCCUUGUAGUGGAAUUCAGAGAAACACCAAUCUUAAUAUAAUGGAAUCUUGUUAAGAAAAGAAAAUGUGGAUGCAUCAGCAAGAGAAACUGUUGUCUUAUAAUGGGAUACUGCUUCUUUUCCAACUAUCAAGAGGGAACAAUUCACAGAGCGAUGAUAACACAAUUACUACAUUGCAUGUGAAAAGAAUGACAUUUGACAAUGGCACUAAAUUUUUUAAUGAGGUGUCCACUGGAUCAUUUUGCAUAUAUGGUGAAGAUAUUGAAAUUAUUCACUGCAGCAAUGCAUCUGAUUUCAGAACUGGAAUUCUUCACCCUUGCAUUCUUUUGAAAAAGAAGAAAAAGAAAAAAAUUAAAUAUAUGCUAUUGUUGAUUCAUACCAAUAAUAAAUUUGAACUGGUUCUGCAAUUUAAAUUAGACUAUACAAUCAAAGAACCUGUAAAAUUAUUGGCUGGUCCAACAAUACUAUGGUGUUAUGAAGGACAUCUGUUACAUAUUUCUCCCCAAACUGGCAUUGUUUUAUGUGCCCCUAUUCAGUUUUCUUCUGUCCAAUGGGCUGGUCAAAUGAAAGGUGAGGGUACAGUUGUUUUAGGAACCAGAGCUGCUGGUUUUCCAGGAGACAAUAAGCAAAGUAGUGCUAGGUCAGACCUGGCCAUCUGGGGAUAUGAGUGUUUUGCAUAUGGAGUUGACAAACAAAAAGUACUAUUGAAUGCUAGUUUCUUGCCUCACGCUUAUGGCAGUGUGGUGCGUUGUGUAUAUGUUUGCAAAACUGAAGUAAAAAGAAGCAAAUAUAAGACAUCACUGAUUGCAGUUACUUGCAAAGGCCAAUUGAUUUUUUUUCAAGAUGGUUGGCCUAAACACCUCCUGCAGCUUCCAUAUGAAAAUCCUUUUUCGGUACAAAUAGCUGCAGUGGAUGGAGAUCGCAAAUUGGUGAUCGUGAUGUUUGCUUCCGGAGAUGUAUGUGCUAUAUGGAAACAUAACUUGCAGGUGGCUUUUUGCUGGAAGAAUGUGAGAUCUGUUCUGGUAGAUGAUUUUGCUGGUAUUGGAACUGAACAAAUCUUAGUUUUUUUAAAGAGUGACUCUAUUUCAGAAACAUUAAAGGCAUUUCAAAUAACAGAUUUUGGAAAUAUUAAUUAUGAGAGUAAUAUAAACUAUGAAAAUGACUGUUCUGCUGAAGAGAUACAAGAAAAUCGCCUUCUUACUAUCAAAGCCCUUGAAGCACGAUUACAGGCUGGUUUUGCAUCUGUUCGAGCCAUUCAACAACAUUUACGCCUCAAAGAAAAAGUUUUGAUGGAAAGCUGUCAUGCAUUAUUAGAUCUUGUUCAAGAUUGGAAACAAAGAAUUCCUAGGAUCAAAAAGGAAAAUCUUGUUUCUCUUUGGGAUGAAACAGAGGAAGAAUUUCAUAAUGGUGUAUUGACUCCAACUGAAGAUGAAGAACAAAUUGUAAAGAAGGUUUGGUAUCGUGUGGUGGAUGACCAGUUAAUAGUUGGAGUAGAAGUCAUGGAAACAUUCAACUUCAGGCAACUCAGUGAUGCCAGUUUAUCUCUGAUAAUUGGCCAGAAGUGCCAUUUACUUUCUCCAUCAAAAUGCCACUGUAGAGUAGUUACAGUGACGAAAGCUUCAGAAGCUGAGCCUCUAUCAUGUUGGCACUUGGAACCAUUGCCUAAAAAAAUCAAGUUAAGUUGCCUUAAUGAAGAAAGCAAGUGCAAUGGAAAAGACUCAGAAGUGAAGAGGAAUAAGGCAAAAGCCAUUACAGCAGUUACCCAACUGUCCCCUUUCUUGGCAUGGCAUGAAAUAACUUGCAUGGUACUGCUUCAUGCAAAGAAGAGCAGUAACAGUGAAAACUGGCAGAAAAGCAAAAGAUUGACUUUGCUAUGUGGAGAUUUUUUACUAAGUCUGGUAGAGAUUUCUACUGGAAAGCUUUCAAUAAAUUUGAAAGAGUAUCCAGGUUCUACAGAAGAUCUUUUGGCACUCUGUUCAAUAACACACAAAUCCUCUUUCCAAAUAAUCUCCUCUGACUGCACAUUGUUUCCAGUAAACAAGCAUCUAUUGGAACAAAUGGAGUGUGCACCAAUUGAAAAAUAUCCGGAUUAUAUGGUCUGCUGGAAAUCUGGAAAUCUGAAUGGCACUCUUUUCAAGUGGAAUCUAAAAACACCUUUUGAAGGAUUUUUAACAGUAUUCUGCAGACAUCAACUUGCCUUAUUCCAGUGCCUUCAUGCCUUCAUUGGAUUGCUACCACCAACUUGCAAGAUAAAAUUACUGAAGUUAGGAAAUAAGAAUCUACUUGCUGAACAGCUUGGACUGACUUUAAUAAAAGAAACAGAAUUUUUCCAACAUGUUUUAUCGUCAGCUCUGAGACAAAUUGAAAAUAACUUUUCUCUGAAAAAUGAAGGAAGCAAAGAAAAUAAUACCACUUCCACAGUUGAACAUUUCAAAGAAGCAUUUAUAAAAGAACAAAAGCAAAGUAUGCUGAGUAUGAAUAGAACAUUGAGUGGUUCCUUAUUCAGAAAGCAUAUUUUGAAUGUGUUUGAUUUGCAGAUGAAUUCUGAUAUGAUGUCAUGGUUAUGCUCUUCAAUCUGACUUUACUUUGCAGUAUUUAUUAACUAGAAAUAUAAUUCGUUUAUAAUAUAAUAUAUUUAAGUCUACAUUUAAUUAGUCUGUAAGAUUAAAAAAAAACAAACCUGCUUGUGUUUUAAUUCUAUUUCUAGGAAGUUUCUAUUACAAGAAAAUUAUUGUGCAAAAAUUUCAAGGGCUAUGGGCAAUUAUUACUUGGCUAAGCAGACAUACAUUUACCAAUAUAUAUGCAUUUCUCACAAUUCUGUAUUCACAUAUUGCUUUAUUCUAGAACAGCACUUAGGAGUCUACGGGGAGGAGGAGGAUAGUAUGAAAUACUUGAUUUGAUACCAUUUACAGAUAAAGGAUGGUAUAGUGAUAUACCCUGAUAUUUGCUGUAAUCAACAUUGAGUUUUCUAAGAUGUGUUAUCUAGGAAAAAAUCCUGCAGCAGAUAGCUGUAUUAGAAUACAGCUAGGUACCUUGUUGCAGUGAGAUACUAAGAGCAGCUAUCAAUUGUUCACUUAUUUUUGUAUAGAUAACAUUUGUCACAACAGGAAUGAUGCAUGAGUGCUUUAGAUUCAGCAUUCAGGAUAUUUUUUUCCAGUUAAUAUUCAAUAUGGAGUUUUUAUCUAUGGAAUGUUGUGGGUGGCCACUGAUAAUUAUAUUAAGGAUAUUCUUGAAUGCAGUUGAACAAAUCUGAGAACCUGCAGAGUUCUGCGUGAGAACCUGCUGCAUGAGUAAAUUAAAUUAUCCCAUGAGUAUGUUCCGUAUGUAUCUGUUGUAUUCACUACAAAUAUAACAAAUAUUUUAUCAUCAUGUUCUGUUUAAGAUAUUAUGUUUAAUGUCAGCAUACAACGUAUAUUUAGGUUCAUACUGUACAUACUAACAGCAAUCAGCAUUCACAAUUGAUCCUAUACUAGUUUACCUAUAGCUGUAGUCAUCUUAAAAAUCUUUGGCUAUCUACAGUUUAGUAAUAAAAUAUGGUAUGGAAA